Nicrophorus vespilloides is the source of this 974-nucleotide messenger RNA. RefSeq names its product transmembrane protein 11 homolog, mitochondrial (gene Pmi). Gene Ontology annotation, biological process: inner mitochondrial membrane organization. The record is from RefSeq and is a predicted model, not a curated record. The transcript has 4 exons. Lineage: Eukaryota; Metazoa; Arthropoda; Insecta; Coleoptera; Silphidae. Gene Ontology annotation, cellular component: mitochondrial inner membrane. The coding region runs from base 423 to 950 and encodes 175 amino acids.
AACGUUAUAAAGGGGAUCUUAAGUCCGGUACGGUGCUUCUGAAUUGUAAACAUCAUCGUCACUUUUCAAGAGAUAACAAACUAAUUUAGUUAAGUAAAUAUAUUAUCCGCUCAACAAAAUAUUAAAAGAUCAUAAUAAUACUUCCACUAUAGUAUAAUUCAAAUGAAUUAAAUUUAAAUUGUAAGGUGCUAAUUAUUCGAAAAAAUAUUGUAUGAUGUGAAAUUCUUUCGAAUAUAAAUUAUGUGUAUGCUAUUAAAUAUGAUGAUCAUUAUAUUGGGGUAUGGCAACAUUGAGUUUGUGUUAUGAGAACAAAGUUGACAUAACCUUCAAAUGAAGUACGUAAAAUUUUAAUUUUGGCACAAAGAAACUGAUUUGGAGCAUUUGGCUUAAUCAUUGAGAUUGAAAAUCAUAACACUCCGAAAAUGGAUGCCGGAGGUGAUAGGGCUCUACACUCGUCUAAUGAGGCUGUGAUUAGAGAAGUAUAUGAUAGCGAAUUUGCACAUCAAACAUUUGCUAUGGAACUAGAAAGAGCACUAGAUGCUCGGUGCUGUGUUAUUGUAAUUGAGCCAACCCAAUUAGGGGAUGAGACUGCACGUUGGAUUAGUGUUGGAAAUUGUUUACAUAAAACAGCUGUAUUAACAGGACUUGGAGCAAUUAUUUCAGGUAUUAUAUGGCAAGAAAAUCCCAUAAUUUGUACACCAAUGGGUGUUAUCUCAGUUUUAAGUACUGGACUUUAUACAGCAUCAUGGCAAUUUGAUAAUUGUGUAAAAUACCAAGUGGAAAGAGAUCCGCGAAAAUUAGCUAGGUUACCAGUGCUAAGUGCUAUGUCUGCUGCAUCUCCAGUUGUAUUAGUGAGAAAAGAUGACACAAAACGUAAAAUCUUACAUUGGACAGUUUCGCUGUCAGCUGCAGCGAUUUGCACCUUCAGGUUAUACAAGUCGAUCAAGUAAAAAUUAAUAUCUUCCUAAAGAAAA